GCAGCAGUUUCUCAUCCCGCACCUGGAAAAACAAAGAGAAUGCAUUCACUGAGAGCACCUCUCCAUGCGUAAAUGGAGAGGCAUAUGUGCGUAUUAGCGGCGCUUUUUCAUUGUGCUUACAAUAAAUGAUGUUUGUUCUGUCACUAACUCAUGUCCUGUCCCACCACCACACUGCUAUAGAUGCAUUAUAGACUUCCUCAUACUUCAUAUCUGCCAUGAGUGAUGGCGAUGCCUGCAGAAGCUUACGGCACCGGUGCGCAGAGUAGCACUCAUGAAAAAAGCUUCAGCGCACCGGAUCGCAAUGGUUAUGUGAAAACAUGUGUCAUCCCACUGUGCCGUGACCGGGACUAUGAGUCGUGGGUGAGGCUAAUGUUCACAAAAAUAUGGAGUUCCCAGAGACUCCGGAGCGCGGUGUGUGUGGGGUCGCUUUCGGUUUUUCUCGCUCUGUUGGUCAAAUGUGCAGACUGGAGAGCUGAAGGCAGCAGCAGCGCUGACAACACACUCCCGCAUUCAUCGUCUCCCCUUCACUUGGCUUGGAGCUGCUCGGCGGAGCUGUUGCAAACUUGCUGGAGUGUGGUUUCGCCAUUGUUCACCCUCGUAUGUGCCUUCUUCUGGGUCGGUGUGUACUUAAUCCGCUGCGGGGUUCUAAUCCAGACCGCCCUCUCCCUCCUAACCUUGUGCCACCUGGGCGAAGUCGCGGCGUGCUCGCUUCUGGACGGGACAGAUGAGCAGCUGCUCUCCUUCACCACAGCGGCCGUGGUUGUGCUCCUCUGCGUGGCCACCGGCGCACUCAUGGUAGCGCGGCUGAAUCAGGGCAUUUCGGUGAUCGUUUUCAUCAGCGUGGUCAGGACUAUCUCGCUCUUCUCGCUGCACAAAGUGCGGGCCACUUGGAGACCGUACGUUGCGUACCUGGUUGGAGUGCUGGGCAUCCUGCUGGCGAGGUAUGCUGACAAGCUCCUUCCCAACCAAGGGAGACACAAGGAGGGCUGCACCCCCGUGACUGGAGCCAGGGAAGAGAUCCCUGUAUUUAAAAGGCGCAGGAGGUCCAGUUCUGUGAUAGCCUCAGACAUGGCACACAGUCAGUCCAACAGUAAGUCACAUCGCCGGACCUCUCUGCCAUGCAUCCAGAGGGACCAGAUGCUGCCCCGCUCAGACUGGGACCACAAGAGAGGCUCUCGAGGAUCACAGUCGUCCGGCACCACCGUCAUGGUGGACAUAGCAGUGAUGGGAGAAGCUCACGGACUGAUCACGGACCUGCUGGCGGACCCCUCUCUGCCCCCCAACACCUGCACCUCACUGCGGGCCGUCAGCAAGCUGCUCACCACCCAGCUCACCUUCCAGCCGCUGCACCGGCCACGGCCUGCUCCCCUGCUUAACCCCAGCGAUGCCUAUACCUGCUCCGACUCAGAAGAAGGACCUGAGAAAGGAGAGAAGAUAUCCAUCCACAAGCGUCUGAGGCGGAGUCUCCACCCUGGCCUUCUGAGGAGGAUCUCCUCCACGUGGACCACCACCACCUCCGCCACAGGACUGCCUACAAUUGAGCCCGGGCCUGUCCGAAGGGACCGCAGUGCCAGCAUCAAACCCUACCAUGAAACACUCACCUGCAGUUGUGGGAGACCAUACAUCAGACUGAGCCAUGGGGAGGGCUCUAUAGACAAGGGAGACAGGAUACCACGAUCAGCAGAGGACCAAGUGGUUGUGUCAUCAGACUAUGACAGCACCCACGAAGCCAACCACAGUGACAGCAGCGAUGUAGCACAUACAGAGGAGGACACAGGGGAAGGAAAAAACCCCUCCCAGAAUGUCAUCCUCCACGCACUAAUACCUCCAGAGGACAAACCAAUUCUGGCACCAGAGCCAUUAAUAAUGGACGACUUGGAGCCGCUGAUGAGUCAGCUAAACAAUUGGAACUUCCCUAUCUUCACCUUGAUGGAGAGGACCAACGGGAAAUGUGGACGGAUCCUCAGUCAGGUAUCGUACAGGCUCUUUGAAGACACUGGCCUGUUUGAGACCUUUAAGAUCCCUGUAAAAGAAUUCAUGAACUACUUCCACGCCCUGGAGAAUGGUUACAGAGACAUACCAUAUCACAACAGGGUUCACGCCACAGACGUGCUUCAUGCGGUCUGGUACCUCACCACGCAAGCUGUGCCUGGUCUGCCCAGCCUCAUUACUGACCACGGCUCUGCCAGCGACUCAGACUCCGACAGUGGAAUAACACACAGUCAUAUGGGCUUCCUGGUUUCAAAGACCUACACUGUGUCAGAAGAUGGUUAUGGAUGCCUGUCAGGCCUCAUACCUGCUCUGGAGCUCAUGGCCCUUUAUGUGGCUGCUGCGAUGCACGACUACGAUCACCCCGGGCGGACAAAUGCUUUCCUCGUAGCCACCAGCGCCCCACAGGCAGUGCUCUACAAUGACCGCUCAGUUCUUGAAAACCACCACGCUGCCUCAGCUUGGAACCUCUUCAUGUCACAGCCAGAGUACAACUUCCUGGUCAACCUGGACCACGUGGAGUUCAAACGGUUCCGUUUCCUGGUCAUUGAGGCCAUACUGGCCACGGACCUGAAGAAGCACUUUGACUUCCUAGCUGAGUUCAAUGCCAAGGUGGGUGAUGAUCCCUCUACAGGUAUCGACUGGUCCAAUGAGAAUGACAGGUUGCUGGUCUGCCAGAUGUGCAUUAAACUGGCUGACAUCAAUGGGCCUCUGAAGUGCAAGGACCUACAUCUGCAGUGGACAGAGGGGAUUGUCAACGAGUUCUAUGAGCAGGGUGAUGAGGAGUCCAGCCUGGGCCUUCCUAUCAGCCCCUUCAUGGAUCGAGCAGCACCGCAGCUGGCCAAACUCCAGGAAUCGUUCAUCACACACAUCGUUGGACCGCUGUGUAACUCCUAUGACUCAGCCUGCCUCAUGCCUGGACGAUGGGUGGAGCCCAACCCAGAAGCAGAGGAGCCAGAGAUGGUGGAGAAUGAGGAGGAGGAUGAGGAGGAUACUGCCGAAGAAGACACAUCCACCAGCUCAGAAGCAUCACAAAAAUCCAGUCCCAAGAAGAGGAGGAAAGUCUUCUGCCAGAUCACCCAUCACCUACUGGAGAACCACGAGAUGUGGAAGAAAGUGAUCGCAGAGGACGCCCAGAAGCAGGGCCAAGGAGCAGAGUCUGUCCAUUUAAACAAUGUAGCUGAACCAAUUCUGGCCAUUCAUGAGGAGGAAGAGGAGUCAGGCAGCAGAGAGGAGGUGGUAGAAGGAGAGGAUCCCGAGGAGGAAGUGGAGGAACCAGAGUGGCCAGAGUGUGUGAGGGACGACUCUAAACCUCGUGAGGAACUAGAGGAGGGGGACCCACAGUGAAACAGCGCAGGGGAAAUCUGGCAUCGGUCAGGACAGGGAUGUGAAGAAGUAUUACUUUUUUUCUUAUCCAAUCAACUGACUCCUGUUGUUGCCAGCACAUCACUUAGACACAACACUGUAGAUGUUUGGGAAAUGCGUGCCUAUACAGAAAAACACAAAAACAGGGUGGGAAAAUUUGUGCUUUACACAUUUUAUCUGAAUAUGCGGUUUCACCAAACAUUUAAAGGAGCUUUCCAUAUUGCAAUACGGGAUUAUUCGUGUACUUUGGGAUACAGACUCUUUUGCUACUGUCAAGAGAAGAGCAAAGCCUGGUUGCACAGGCCUCAACCCAGUGUGGUAACACAAGACUGCAGAAAUUUGCUGCCAAUUUAUAUAUAAUUACUUUCCGAAUGCAGUUAUAUAUAGACAUCACGGUUACUUGUACUUGUGUUUCGAUUUUAGCAUUUUUUGAGGCCUCAUCUGGGCUUAAUAUGUUUUUUUUCUAUACAAGGAUUAUAAAGGGAGUCAACAAAUGAGGAACAUUGGUGUAAUUUUCUUCCUUUCAACUUCUGCCAAAAUUAAUCCCUCACCCAUGGGCUUUAGCAUACAAAAUCAGAUAUUUAUUCGUAUUAUGUUUUACAUUUGUUGCCAAAUGAAGCACUUCAUGCCAUUAUGUGGAGCCAUUUUAGAUUCACGCAAAGGUUCGAGGCUCCUUACACUUUAUACGUGUGUUCAUUCGUGUGUGCCUGUGUGUUUAAAUGAAUUCGCUCAUAUGCACAGUUCUUCUACCGAGGACAUAAUUCAACUCAGCAGAUUACCUAUUAUUUGUAAAUACAGGUAAAUAUGGCAUCACUGAACCAAACAUUGUAAUCAAGAGACCUGCAGUCACAAGAAACAGUGGGAUGUUGAAAUUAAUCUGCACUGGAUACAGGACCAUAAAGAGAAAACCAGUAGACAGUACAAACACGACCAAAGCGUUGUGAAAAGCUGUUAAACAUUCAUUUAAAGGUUAUAAAAGAAACACAAAUCGUAAGCUAUUAAGCGAAAAUCAAAUCGAAAUGAAAUCUAUGAUCCUGCAAAGUUGUUUUAAAAUAACUGAGCAACACCAUCUGACUGUGUUUUUGGUCUCAGUGUGCUGAUCUAUAAUCCUCAGGAAAACCUCAGCUGUUGAAAUUCAGAGCAAUCGUGUACCGCCUACACGGACAGUAAGUGAAAAAUACACAGAGAUAUUAGAAUAGUUUAAAAGCAUGUUCAUAAAAGGCUGAGAAUGAGGCUGACGUUAAUGUCACACACCCCCAACUAUUCCUGUGAUCUUUGCACGCUGAAUCUGUCUGACUCCUCUCCUGGCACCUCAGGGAGACAUUCAUUCUCUUCCAGUUAAGACCAGGCACCACUCCAGAGUGCAUCAGUUCAGCCAAAUAUAGAUCACAUCUGUUCUGGAGAGGAUACAUGAGCGAAUUAUUAGUCUGUCAGGUGACGUGUCCGCACCUCAAAAUGUUCAUUCAGCAGUGUCGGUGAAAGGCGAUGAGAGCUGAAACGGUUCCCCAGAAUUAGCUACUGUUACUGUGUGAUGCCAGUAAAAAAGAUUCCUUUAGUGAAACUGAUGCACAGUGGAUAGGGUUCUUUGCAAGGCCAAGACAACAAUAAUGGCUGCAGUAUGCUCUAAUAUAUUAGUUUCGUUCUUCAAAACAUUCAGCCUGUCAUAUAGAAUGUCCCAUCACCCAGUCUAUGUGAAUUCUGGCCCACGUUGUUGCUCAAGUUCUGUGCAACAUCUCCUUCUAAUAUUCGAACACAGCUGCAUUGGUAUAACAUUACAAUCACUGUGAACAUUUAAAGAUGGUUCUAAAAAUGUUAAGUACUUUUACACGAAGCGCCAAGUUUUAAAUCAGAGAAAGUCGUCAUGUAGUCGAAUUACAUUUCAGCUUCACAGAGUCUGAUAAUUAUUCAGCUUCUCUUUUCAUCACUGAUAUCCACAUUUCAAAGUGACUAUAAAGAAAAGACACUUGUAAGUAGAUCUGUAAGUAGCUGAUUGAGUUCUCUCUACAUUGAGCUGGCGGGUCUGCUACUGUUACGAGUGCAGUGAGGCCGUAUGUAAUGAAUUAUCUACUACCGAUCUUGUCGAGUUCUCAUGACCGUAUGGGCUGAUAUCUCACGCUCCACUUCUACUCUCCUCUGUAAUCUCAUUUCUUUAAACUGGCAGCACACAUUUCAGCCGGUGCGCAUAUAUGUGACAGAGUUUAAUUGGAAUUACAUUGUGAGAUGCAGAUGUAGAACAUCAAGUGCUUGUACUCUUGCAGAUCCCGUAUUAACGUAUUCACACGAUGUUCCUGGCCGUGGUGAACAGAACGCUGCCUCCACAGGGGCCUGCUUCACUUCUGCCCUGUCAUUGCUACGGCGUGUCCCAGAGGACAGCGAGGCCACACACAAGCUCAGUAAUUGGUCCACCCCCUGAUUAGUAAGGCAUUGGACUGACAUUUACCCCAAACCCCAAAUCAGACCAGAAUUGUUAGAAGCCACUGAAUCAGAACAGCUACAGUCUCUUUAUUUGGCCUCCAAUGAUCAUGCAUUGCACAUUGUAUGUCAUGCGUGUUCUUUUUCUGUAUGUUGAUGCGUUUCAUCCCUAAUGAGCUAUAAUCAUGGUUGCAUACACAAUGGACACUUUGUAUUUAGCUUGACAAAAUAUCACAAAUGUUGGGCAGGAAAGCUGUUCGGUACAACUCAGCCAUUUUAACUGAAGCGGUCCAGAAUUAGACCAACACCUUUUUCUUUCAGUCAUUUACUGGGAUGGUACAAUUGCAUAACAGCAUCCCCUCCAACACUCCUGCUUUGUGAAUGUAUAUAUACAGUACAGUGUAGAGUUGACGUGCGAGAGCAAGACAAUGGUGCGAGUUGGUCUCUGAAUUCUUCCAUUGGCCCCUCUAAUGUGACUCUGUCCUGUAUUCAGUUAUCUCGUACUGUCAGGGAGAGAGGGAUGCUGCUUUUCCUCACAAGUAGAGACGGUGAAGUAAUGAAGGGCAAAGCGAUGCAGUAAGUAGUUCUUCAGUUCUUCACAGAUGCUCAGAUGAAAUUGUUAUUCACACAAGGUCCUAUAGCAUAUUUCUCCUUGCGCUUCCUCUUUGAUCUGCUUCGCCUCGCUGGCAAAAGUAGCAGAGCGUUCGUCGCACAACAGCUCUCAUCUUUGGAGGUAAUUCAAUUCCGUCCACUGUUGUCAGUGACCACAGUUUCCUACAGUGGACAGUGUGUGAAUUUUGCUCCCCAGCUACAUCUGUUUCAAGUCAGACUUGCAUUCGACCUGAUGCAGUAUAUCAGUUUUGUAUAUUUUUUUUAAUGUCUUAAUUUGUUUUAUUUGAUUGUCAUGCUUAUUCACACGUGUACAAUAAUUGUAACCAUGGGAACCAAACAAGCUUUACAAUUCUGUAAACAAAAUGAGAUGAGUAUUUUUAUAUAGUUGACACAUGAUUAAAUAAUGAAUUUCUUUCUUCUCACUAGUACCUUGCACUUACCACAUGUACUAAGGAAGAAUAUGUCCAAAUACACAGUAUUUGUGAACGUAAAAUAAUUAAUUUCCUUGCAGGUUGAUGCUCCAUUUUGUACAAUAUACAUAUAUGCUGUACAGUAAAGAAAUUUUAAAACUACAAAAACUCUUUUAGAUAUACAUUAUUUAUUUUUACCAUUUUGUAAUUUAGACACUAUACUGUAGCUUCAAUAUUGCCAGACUUACUGGAAGUGCCUAUAUUGGUAUUAUGUAUCAUACAGUGAAUAUAUUUGAAGAUCAUUAGACGUUGUCACAAACUGAACCAUGUGGAUGUUGUAAUGUGAAUACAUUGAAUUACAAGAUUACAAUUUCUGUGGUA
Messenger RNA from Amphiprion ocellaris (clown anemonefish), 7169 nucleotides. Its product is annotated as cGMP-inhibited 3',5'-cyclic phosphodiesterase 3A-like. The transcript is spliced from 14 exons. Bases 223 to 3336 code for a protein of 1037 amino acids. Gene Ontology annotation, cellular component: cytosol. Lineage: Eukaryota; Metazoa; Chordata; Actinopteri; Pomacentridae. The record is from RefSeq and is a predicted model, not a curated record. Gene Ontology annotation, molecular function: 3',5'-cyclic-AMP phosphodiesterase activity. Gene Ontology annotation, biological process: positive regulation of oocyte development; oocyte maturation.